AUCAUUGAAACGAACAAAACCGUUCGUAGAAUUUGCUACUUCUAUUUGGCUUACAGCGCCCUGAACAUACCGAUAUACAUCGUAUUUCCUAUUCUAUUCACACUUUGUCAGUACAACUCUCGGGCAGACGACAACGAACCGUUUCAAUUUAACUUUCCCAAUCAGUACGUUUAUUUCGAUUAAUUAUUCAUUCAUUGAAGUGCAUACAAUUGACUAAAUUCUCCUUCCGGCGACGCCAGGUUACCAUUUUUGGAUCAGCACAAAUUGGGACACUAUCUGCUCUGCCAGGCCAUUGUGGGACCAAUCAUACUGUUGAGUGCCAUAUUUUUGUCCCUAAAAUCGAUGCUUUACUACGGGGUGUUGAAGUAUGUGGCCCUCAUGUUCAAACUGGUGGCCGUACGAAUUCGGCUAUUGAACCACCGAAAGGCCCACAUGAGUGCCGCACUUCUGGAACGGGAGCUGGACGUCAUUGUGCGAUCACAUUACAUGGCUUUGGAAUGCGCCGACAUUUUGGAGGAAAUCAUUAGUCCGGUGAUACUGAUUCACUUUGUCGGGUGUGUCAUAACGUGGUGUCUCCUCAUUCUCUACAUUACAAUGGACUCCAGCGAUAUUGGAGGUCUAAACAUGAUUGUUAUCUGUCAAAUAAUGGCGCUGGAAAUGAUGGUAUUUUCCUUUCUAGGUUCUGAACUUUCGGACACGAGCGCAUCCAUAGCGAGGGAAAUUUACAAUAUCGAUUGGUAUGACACGCCCCUGACGUUCCAGAAAAAAGUUCUGCUCAUCUCUGUUCGGGCUCAGAAAACUGUCGGCAUAACGGCGUUCAAGUUUUACUUUUCCAGUGUUGAAAAAUUUGGCAAGACCAUUCAAUCGACUUACUCGUUUUAUCUUGUGGUGAAGAAGAUAAUAGCUAAAUGAAGGGAAUUGAUCACAUAAGGGUGAUAGAUAUCAUAUAGACAACCUAACCGCCUAGCGUCACACACAACGAUCGAAUUUAAAUAUUUGUGACAAGUCCUACGGACGAAAAAUAUACUCAAAACACACUUAUCAAUGAAACACACAACACAUAAAAAAAUAGUAGGUUACUCUUUAGAUAAUAAAGGACUCUCCGGAGUAUAAACAAAUGUAAACUCUUCGUAGUCUAAAAUAACAAUGAUAGUCAAAACAGGUAAUUUUAUUUGUAGUCAUGCUGCAACUGUGAGUUUUGUGAUUAGACGUUACUAUGCAUUUCUGAGAAUCAACAGAAAAAGUUUUGGGGCCCAACUAGUG
This is a messenger RNA of Uranotaenia lowii, 1263 nucleotides long. RefSeq lists its product as uncharacterized. Bases 343 to 912 code for a protein of 189 amino acids. Lineage: Eukaryota; Metazoa; Arthropoda; Insecta; Diptera; Culicidae. Gene Ontology annotation, molecular function: olfactory receptor activity; odorant binding. Gene Ontology annotation, cellular component: plasma membrane. Gene Ontology annotation, biological process: detection of chemical stimulus involved in sensory perception of smell; sensory perception of smell. The transcript is spliced from 5 exons. The record is from RefSeq and is a predicted model, not a curated record.